Messenger RNA from Bolinopsis microptera, 21829 nucleotides. Its product is annotated as hemicentin-1-like. NCBI's taxonomy places the organism in Eukaryota, Metazoa, Ctenophora, Tentaculata, Lobata, Bolinopsidae. The coding region runs from base 854 to 21160 and encodes 6768 amino acids. The record is from RefSeq and is a predicted model, not a curated record. The transcript has 113 exons.
CAGAGAGGAGCUUCCCUCUUCCUCUCUCUAGAACAGCUAGUUGCCUCCAACGUACAGUUUUUAGAGUAUCCAUGAUAUUUGUUUCGAACGAGUCACUGUUGUCACUGUACUGGGUAGUCCUAUCCUCCACAUUUGCUUCACAUUCCUAACAUGUUGAGGCUUGAGCCAGGUUGUCAGCAGCCGUAUAACCUCUCCUACCACCCUUCUGCCUCUCUCCUGGUAUUUGCUACUCUCAACCACUGACGCAUAGUGUCUGUAUCAAGCCACGUUGAGCCUGUUAAACAUUUCUUUUUUGGAACUCAGUAACCUUACAAACCUAUAUGCGGUUCUCGGGGAUAUAGCCCUAGAUUACAUUUGUAUACUACUUGGAUAUUCCACAUUUGCAAGUAAAUUAUAUGUAGGCUGUAUAAUAUAUAUAACAUUUUCAAGGGCCUACACUCCUACUCUUACGCCCGCCAGAAUGUCGGAUCGUUGUAUAAUUGGUGGUGACACGCGUGUUGCAGAAUGUUGCCUAAUUAAUAUGGUUCCGACGAGAAUGUUCUUACCAGAGUCGACCGUCUCAUUUAUUUGCUGCCGAUCGUUGACAUUUUUGUUUAAUAAGUUUCAUGUUGAUGGCAUACCUAUAUUUGACAUUUUUUAAAUAUCAAUAAGUUGUAUGUUGAUAGCCGACUUAAGUUUAACCUUCGCUUAUAUUCGCUUAUAUUACAUUGCUAUACCUUAGUUUGUUAUUUUGCGUCAGACUUAUUAUGUACACUAGAUAAGGUUUUUUAAAUUAACCCCUUAAAGUACCUCUAAUCUCCCCAGCAGAGUGCAUGUACUAACCCUACCAGUGAUCCUGUGAAGACUCCUAUGUAUGUUGUGGGUAGUGCUUAGCGUCCUCUAUACACUUGAUCCGCGCGACUGCUACACCAACCUCCCCAAACUAGUGGAGAAAUGUAUCGGAGACUACAUUGUUAUCACUCCUGACUUUGUGGGCUACCCCAGUACUCCGGAGUUGGAUUGGACGAAUAUUCCGGGGGAUGGGAGACAUAAGGUCCAUCAGAACGGAACUCUGGUGUUUACUAACGCUCAGGUUGAGGACAGUGAACUGUAUAGUUACCUGGUCCACAGUGAAGAUGAGUUUACUCUGACCUUCUUUAACUUGUCCGUUACAGAUUGUGGGAACAUGGUGGAGCCCACCUCAGUUGUUGACCCGAUCACCCUCACUAGAGAGGAGAGUUCAGUUACCCCUACCCGGGAGAAGACCACAGUGACUCCCACCAGGAAGAAGAGUAGUGUCACUCCCACCGAGGCGAACACCAGGGACUUUGCCAGUGUUACUUCCACCGGCGGAGACUUUGUCACUGAGACCAUCAACACCAAAGAACUGCCUCAGACCACGGAGAUAACAGAGGUUCUGGAGACAGAGGUGUUACCGACCACCACCCGGUCAUUAGCUCCACACACAAGAGACCUACCCUCCACUCCUAGGGAGAUUGUCUCUUCAGACGCAAGCGACUCUCCAAUAUCAACAUCUGGUGUAGAUGCUGGCUCCUCAACUGAGAAGUUGGUGGUAACUACGUCUAAAGAUUUCCCGGUAACCGAACCUAUGACUGAAAGACUUACCAGUCCCCCAACUGAAAGGGAAACUACCAGUCCCAAGAAAGACAAGGAAAUAUCCAGUCCCCCUACUGAAAGUGUAACUACCAGUCCCAAGAAAGACAAGGAAAUAUCCAGUCCCCUUACUGAAAGUGUAACUACCAGUCCCAAGAAAGACAAGGAAAUCACCAGUCCUCCGACUGAAAGUGUAACUACCAGUCCCAAGAAAGACAAGGAAAUCACAAGUCCUAAGACUGAAGGGGGAACUACUGGUCCCAAAGAAAUUACUAGUCCCAAGACUGAAAGGGAAACUAACAGUCCUAAGACUGAAAGUGUAACUACCAGUCCCAAGAAAGACAAGGAAAUAACCAGUCCUCCGACUGAAAGCGUAACUACCAUGAGUCCCAAGAAAGACAAAGAAAUCACAAGUCCUAAGACUGAAAAGGGAACUACCGGUCCCAAGACUGAAAGUGUAACUACUGGUCCCAAGAAAGACAAGGAAACCUCUCCACAGCCGGAGAGUACAGUUACUAAAUCUAUAGUAAUCACCACCACUCCUCCUGUUAUUGUUGACAACAUCGAAGAAGAGUACGAGUUGCUAGUACAGGAUGUGACGGUGUGCUACGGUUCAGACACCACUGUCAAUAUCAAGCUGGUCAAGAAGAGUGAUCAAUCCCCUUACGAGGGCAGCUACACGAUAACGUGGCAGAGCCAGCCGUUCUACAACGUGGUCCGGACACUCAAACAGAACGAGCUCAGGAUGUUCAACGUUAGGGAGUCUGGAGACUUGACUAUCAGCGUGAAACAACUCAAGAAGUCUGAGACUAUCAGGGUUAUGGUUACACAGAAAGAACAUGUGAAUUGCGAGGGCCCAGCCGUAGAUACUGUCCUGUCAUCACAAUAUACUGAAGUGUCUACUAGAUCUAGGCUUACUGUUAUUCCUUCGUACGAACCCAAUACCUCUGAGGAACCUAUUGUUACUGACUCUGCUGUAAAGGAGGUUACCUCUUCUCCCAUGAAGACACCUAAACCCUCUGAUGACGGUGAAGUUACUAAGGUUCUGACUACAUCUCGAAUGAAGCCAGCGACGACGAGUGGCAAAGGCGAAGAAGUAACAUCCAAACUGGACUCGAAAACAACUUCCCGAGGAGGCGAUGGCAAAUCUACGGAGUCUAAACAGUACUCAACUGAACAACCUGAUGAGCAGACCACUUCCCCACCUACAGACCGUUCUGCUGAAUCAGAGGGACAGAAAGCGACCUCUUCUCAACCUGAUAUCGGCACAACUGACUCAAACAAAGAGAAGACUUCUCCGCCCACAAUCAGCUCUGGAUCAAACAAAGAAAAACCGACCUCUUCCAAACCUGAUAUCGGCACAACUGAUUCAAACAAAGAGAAAGCGACCUCUUCCAAACCUGAUGUCAGCACAACUGAUUCAAACAAAGAGAAACCAACCUCUUCCAAACCUGAUAUCGGCACAACUGAUUCAAACAAACAGAAAACUUCUCCGCCCACAAUCAGCUCUGGAUCAAACAAAGAGAAACCGACCUCUUCCAAACCUGAUAUCGGCACAACAGAUUCAAACAAACAGAAGAAGACCACCUCUCCACCUACAGUCCGCUCUACGAACUCUGAUGAGAAGAUUCCUUACACCACCGGACCAGGUGUGAUCACUGGUGUGACCACAUCAAAAGGACCUGAUAUAAGUACUACUGCUGAACCGGUUACCAAGGUGACAGUCACCCCACCUGUAGUGCCCUCCUCUUCUGCUCUUGAGAAUGUGUACCUACAGUUCACAGUGCAACCUAACGAUGUGGACACGUUUGCUGGUCUAACAGUCAGACUGGAUUGUGCUGCUCAGGGCAAACCUCUCCCCAUCAGGGUCUUCUGGCUCAUCGGAAACCGAAUGUUGACAAACAGCAGUGAUGUGAUCCUGCACGGUAACGGUAGUCUUGUGCUGCACAACGUAGCAGCUGAAGAUUCCGGUAACUACGCGUGUAUCGCGGAGAAUGGUGAUCUCAGCAUCUUGGCCAACGCUCACGUUAAUGUUAACAUUCCAAAGUUUGUUGGUGUUGAUGUUGAAGGGAACCUGUUUGUAAAGGACGCAAUCAAGGACUCUUGCAGAGAAAUCCCUUCAUCCCACAAAUUCAAGGCGAUCACUGCACAUCCCGGAAGUGGACAGCUCUACGGAGUGGAUGAUGCGGGAGCCCUGUGGGUCGCUGACUCCUUCCUAGGACCAUUCACCCAGGAUGAUACUUUACCCGCUAAGGUAACACUAAAAGACGUGGCUGUAGGACCAGGUGACGUGCUGUAUGCUAUUGAUAAACCUGGUAACCUCUGGACAAAACUCAACUCUAAAUCUUGGAAACGAGUAAAGAACACGGGUGGGAAAUACAGGAGCAUCUCAUUCUUCAACACCGGAGAGCUUCUAGCUGUGGUUCUGGAUUACAAGUUGAUGCAGAAAUCGUCAGCUGAUGUCAAGUCAGCUUGGAAAGGACACAUCUCUGUACCUUUCAAACUAAACCACGUGGCCGUGUAUGAUAACAAAAUACUUGGAAUAACUUCUUCAAACGAGCUGGUGUACCGGAACCAGAAGAACGCUUGGGUGAAACCAGCGUCUUCCUGUCCACUAGUAGCCAUAACACCCAUCACCAUAGACUCCAUACCGCUAUCAGAACCGGAGAUAACCUCGUUCAGCGGAGUGGACCUAGUGGUACCUGUAGGAGCAAGUGUUACCCUGACUUGUACUGUGUUCGGUAUUCCUACCCCUACUACUGUCAUACAACCCAGUCCUGCUCAGGCGAGCUACGAGCCCCAGAACACAGUGUCCAGCACAGUGUCCACAGUCCAGAUAUUCCACGACCUGACCUCGUCCCAACACUACGAGUGUCUUGCUGUCAGUCCUGCUGGAACUGACUCAGAGGUCAUUCAUGUGGUCGUAUACGAACCACUUGAAUGGGAGACCGAGCUAUCAGACACUACAGUUGUGUACACUGACGAGCCUAGCAGUUUCGUGGGUGUUCCUAACAUUGAGACUGGAGCUACCAUAAACUGGUUCAUCAACGAUAAACCUGUUCUUGAUGUACAGAAUGAGACUCAUGUGUCUCUAAACGUCUCAAACGGAGACACGGUGCGGUGUGAGGUAGAGACUCCCUAUGAUAAGAUUGUCUCCGAAACAACUGUUGUCGUUAUAGACCUACCAUUGGUGGGUAUUAUAGACGGUAGUGUGCACAUCUGCACCAACGGUGAGUGGGUGAGGAUAGACGAAGAUGAAGAUACCAAGUUGAAGUACAUUACUACUGGUCACAAUGGUAGCUUCAGAGGAAUUGAACUGGGUACAGACUCCUUGAUAACCAAGAAGAACAUAUCUGAGAGCUGGGAACCCCUCAACAUGUGCUGUUAUUCUGCUGUUGCUUCAGUCGACUCAGCAACAGCCGCCUCCUUCUCCUUCUCCCCCGACUCUGAAGUCUACCUAGUAGUCCGCUCCUCCUCUCUCUCCCUGCUAUCUGCUGACGGUGCUACUCUCGACCUGCCUUCCCUUGAUGACGUCAUCAACGUGGCAGUCAGGGAGGGAGUGGUACUUGCUGUUAACGGAGAGUACCGACUGUUUGUGUUAAAGAAACAGAGGGUUUGGCAAGAGGUUUCUCUGCCCUUCCGUCCGUUAACAAUCCACUACUCGGUACCGACCAAACAAUGGCUUGCUGUAGAUAGUGAGACUCGUGACGUAUACCUGGCUGAUGAUGACGUAGUUGAUGACGUAAGCUCGCUAUCCUGGUUUAAAUCAGAUAGAUGCAGUGGUAGUGAUGGUGCUAUGGGGAUACCAGUUGAUGGAGUCGCCCAGCACCAUCCCCAAUUAAACGAGAAUUGCCAACCCCAAAUAUCUCUACAAGGAGAACGAGCUCCGUCUAUAAUCUCACUGAACCCCGACGAAGAACUGCCAGUAGGAACUGACUAUACUCUGAUACUUGUUGUUGAUGCAUUCCCUCCACCGACUAUCAUCAUCAAACAUGUUGAUAAAACAGGAAAAGAAACGAUUAUUGUUGAAGAAAUCACCGACAACAUGGUCAGUGUAACUGUGCAUGAGAUAGAGGGUGUGGAACUAGGAGAUGGUGGAGUGUUCAUCUGCAUCGCUGAGAACAAACUUGGUGGUGAUGAGAGCAGGACUACAUUAACUGUUGGAUCGGCUCCAGAGUUCGAAGUGAAGCCCCAGAGCGUGGUAACAUCAGACCCACAGCAGGUUAACCUCCUGUGUAUAGCUAAGGGUACACCCACCCCUGAGAUCACCUGGUACUUCAACGGAGACAAGAUAGAUGACGUGAGUGCGCCUGGCUACCUACUGUCGUUUGUGAUGACUGAAGAAACCACUGGAAUCUACAGUUGUGUAGCUAAAAACACUUUCGGUACUAUCACAGCUGAAGCUAAAACUUCUAUCGAAGAUCCUGUAAUCAUUGGAGUAGAAGACGACAGUCUGUUUAAGCAACCGGUCAACUCCUCCUGCCAGAUGGUGGACUCUGUGUCCUUGUACCUUGAUGUAGCAGAAGUUCCAAGUGAAUUGCGCGAACACGAACUGGUAUCAGGCAACUCUAUAUUGUUGGUUGGUUUGGAUAACGAACUCUACAGAGCAUCCGACAUUGACUCAGUACCGGUACACAUUCACGACAGCUGCUGUGUAAGAAAGUUAGCGCUAGUAGGAGAUAGAAUAUACGGUAUAACCCCCACUAACUGGCUCGUGUCCUGGAACCAGAACACGCACAACUGGGAUGUGCACAUGUUCGGCGAACAAGUCCAGAACAUAGAGUCCCACUCUGGUGCCCUCUACAUCAGUACAGACGGAGUAUCCUACAAGAAGUGUGACGAUUCCUACAACUGCUCUGAUGAUGGUGUCACCAUGACUCAGUCACGUGAUUACAAGGUUAACAGGAAUAACAAAGUCGUUAGAUACAAUGACCUUAGGAACAGGUGGCAAGAAGUCAGCAUGUCAAGUAUCAGUACUGAGAUGAGGAGUAUAGCGACCAGCUCCUCUGGUAAGAUCUACGCUGUGGGAGACGAUGGUCACCUCUACGUGAGGACCAGUCUCACGAACGACUGGCAUCGUACUCUGGACGAGCACACCGGAUUUACUGCUGUAGAGGUGGACUGUGUAGGCACGAUAUGGGUGCUGAAGAACGGAGUCCUAUUCUCCGUGAUCGGUAACCAGCUCCAGAGACAUACUUCUCUCCUGAACUUACAAGAUUUCUCAACGUACAAAGCUGGAUUUGUAGCCAUUAGUUCCGAAGGGGAUAUAGUUGUCAGCAAGAGCUCUGAAACUCUCGUUUGGGAGAUAAUAGAAUCAGCUGGCAGUCUGAUCUCAAUAGACAGUUACCAGCACUACGGACUACUAGGAGUUUACCCUGACCGUCUCAAGGUUAAGACCACCCUGGACAGCCCCUGGGUUGAGUACAGUGGAGGAUGUGGUCUGACUGAUGCUACUGAGCUGGUAUCCGCCUCUUAUUGCAACGGAACAGCCCCACAAGUAAAACUAGACGUAGUAUCAGACCCUGAACUAGACUCUGAUGGUAACCUAGUGGAUCCCUACACUCCUCAGCCUGACUCCCUGGCUAAAGUCAACACUGACAUUAUGUUGAUAGGCUACGUGGUCUACACCGGACCUGAACCUAAUGUUUACAUGACAUUUAAGGGGGUCAUCAUCCCUACCACUAUAGUCAACAAGGACGACACCUCGAUAACAGUAACUUACUACAUCUCGAGUAUAACGUUUGAUAAUGAGGGUGACUAUGUUAUCCAUGCUGAUAACGGAGAUUACGUAUCUACUGAUAGCUCCACUAUCACUGUCUACGACACGUUCAGUAUAACAGUUCAGCCCCUCUCCCAAAGUACCUAUAUAAGUGGUAAUAUUGUACUGAAGAUACAGGCUACAAGCUCCACUGAGCUUAUAUUCGUCUGGACUAAAGUCGGAGAUGACGGAACAGAAGAAGUGAUAGAUAACGAUAAGACUCACAGCUCUGUGCGAGAUAACGGAGACUUACACAUCUACGAUAUCCAGGCUUAUCACGAGGCUGGCUACUUCUGUACGGUCUCUAAUGGUAGAGACAGUGUCAAGUCCGAGGCUGUCAAGGUUACUAUUAUAGAACCACAGUACCUGGCAACACUGGGUGACGGUAAUAUGUACAUAUCACCCGACCAUCUCACCUUUUAUCCUAUCUUCAUCACUACUGGUGUUCUAGAUGCUGCUGUUUACCAACAGGUGUUGUAUCUAGUGCUGGCAGAUUACCAAGUCUACACCUACCCUCUGACCGGCCGACAAGAGUACCUCACCCUCCUUCCUGACUCCUGCUGUGUUAACUCCAUUGCUGUGUACUCUGAGUUGGGUGCUGUCAAGCUCCUGGCUACAGAUGUAUCCACUUUCGACCUUCUUCACAGACGUAUAGACGGUACCCAGUGGGUAUCCAACAAGGACUCUCUGACCUCUAUAGCUGUGGUCUCUGACGAGAUGGUGGCAACUCAGCGUACCUCUGGAUACUCCCUCUUCAAGACUGGUAUUGGGAGUAUGUGGAAACCUACUAUCACAAGGAUACCCAUGUUACAUAUCGUGGGACACUAUAACGGCAAGAUAAUAGGAGUAGGGUAUGACAGACGUCUCCACACUGCUGCAGACUACACAGACUCCUGGACCAGGAUACCUGGCUUCACCGAGGUUGAGUGUGCUGCUAUUGAUAACGAAGGUGGUAUGAUCUACAUAGUGCUAACAACUGGAGAGAUAAAGAAACACAAGAUAACUGAGCUGGACGAGCAGAAGAAGACACGGGGUAGUGUCAUCUUCAAACCAGACUUCAAGGUUUUACACGUGUCAUGGGAAGGUACAUUAUACUACUCAGACACAGACAACAGACUGUUGAUAUCCAGAGCCUACACCACCUACCCUACUCUACACCAGGGUAUCAGCUUCGCUUACUCUGUUGUUAGCUUACCUGACACCUACAAGACUAUACUUGUUCUUAAUAAGAGAGGUAUUCAUAACGUAACAGAGACUGGUUCCGUCUUACUCCGUCCCCUCAGCUCCAUAUCCUCCAUGUCCCUGAACGGACCCAACCUGAUCCUCACACACAAGGACGAUCAAACCAUUUUCUCUCUUCCCUUCGAGAACAUCAGGUUCGGACGUCUUGUGGAGAUAUCACGAGUACACAUCACCAGACUGUUCAGUACUCCCGAGAUAAUGGGCUCGUCACCUGGUGAUGACGUCACUGAUGAUGACGUCACCAAGAAGGAUGAUGACGUCAUGACUGAUGGUGGUAUUGUUAAGGAUGAUGAUGAUGAUGAUAAGGAAGCUGCUCAAGGUGUUGUGUUAACUUGGAAUGGAUCCCAGUGGGAGAUGAUCGAAGGAUCAGACAUUACAUCCAUGGCUUACUUUACUGUUUUAAGAAUAAACUGCCGUACCUCCACCAUCCUGUCUCCGGCGGUGACCUACUACGUGGAGCUGGGAGAUAACAUCCAGAUGAUGUGUUCAGGAAGGGGUACCCCCACCAACACCCAGACCAUCAUCCCCAGGAAUGAGGGUAUAGAGGAUGUGAAGUACAGGGGAUAUUACAGAACUGAGGACAUUGCUCUCAUGGAGCACAUCGGCUCCCUCCAGGUAUCAACAGUGACGAGUAUCAUCAGGAUACAAGCGGAAGAGAACAUGGUGGAGUGGUACCGGUGCACUGCUAGCAACAUGUACGGAACUGAUUUCCAGGACUUCCGUGUCGUCAUCUGGAGGAAGCUGAUCUACAUUGAGACUCCAGAGAACACAGUAAUAGAUGAGGGAACUCACCACGUGCUGCUGUGCGCGGCUGAUGCUCUUCCUGUUCCAGCUAUCACAUGGUUCAAGGACAAAUACCCAGUAGAAGCCUCAGAGUCAGUGAUCCCCCUUAAGACUGGUGGAUUACUUCUAGCACCUGCUAACAUACACGAUUCUGGAACCUACCAGUGUGUCGCUCAGAACUCCAGGGAAUCCAUCUCUAUCGAGGCUACUGUCUUUGUUAAACGUCCGAUAGAGUUCACACUUGAACCAGAAGAUGUGACCGUAAAGUCAGGACAAGAGGUCCGGCUCUCAGUUAACGUUAUUGGUCACCCUGAACCUGUUAUAACCUGGAGCAGGAAGAGUGGGGAGGAGAUACCAGCCUCAGCUGAGAUCCUCCCUGACGGUACCCUAGUACUGACAUCAACUGACGGUUCUGAUAGUGAUGAUUACAUCUGUACUGCUACCAACAACUACGAGUCUGUUAAUGUAACAGUUGCAGUUCAAAUUAAUGAACCAGAGGUACCGAUAAUUCUAACGGGCCCAGAAGACCGUACAGUCUUCAUUGGAACUAAGACAAAGAUAACUUGUAUUGCAUCUGGAGACCCUCUCCCUCAAAUAUACAUCCUCAAGAAGGGGAUCCCUCAGCAGAUAGAUGUCACAUUUGAAGAUGAUGGAACAGUGAAGGCAGUUCUGACAAUGAAGAUAAGGGACGCCAGCCAAAGUGGUGCCUACACGUGUAACGCUGUAAAUGGCAAAGGAUCAGACUCUGAAGUCGGUAUCAUCACGGUCUUUGAGGAGGUAACAAUGUCCCUAGUGGACUUCUCCCAAAGUGACAAUGACAUCUCAACUCCUGAUGACAUCACGAUUGAUGCUGAUGACGUCACCAAGAAAAUACCCGAUGAUGUCAUGAUCUACGGACCCUCUAUGAAUGAAGAUACCAGAAUAACAAUAGUUGCCAAGGUUGAGGGAGCACCACGACCAGAUAUCACCUGGACUCUCUACAACAAGGUGCUAGAACCCAGUGACAAAUACUUGAUAGCUCCUCUUAACAAGACCCACUACACACUCACCAUCACCAACUUUAACGAGGACGAUGUUGGAGAGUACUCCGCCAGUGCUACCAACUCUAUCAGCACUGAUUCUCAAACUGUUGUAGUUAACGUCGAGACUCCAGUCGGUUUCACCGAGUGGUCUAGCUGUGACGUGACCUGUGGACUUGGUGUCCAAUACAGACAAGAGACAUGCACUGAAACACUUAACGGGGAAACGGCUCUCUGCCAAGAUACUUCAAACAGUCAGGAGCGAGUUUGUAAAAUGCCCGCCUGCCCAACACCGCCAGUUAUAGAAUCGUUUGGUGUGAGCGAGGAGAUUAUCCCUAGAGGAGAUUCAGUAAUCCUCUCAUGCGAGGUAUCAGGAUCAGCUCCAAUUUCGGUUGUGUGGAAGAAAGGAGGCGUAGAAGUGAAGAUCGACCAGAGGGUCACUAUCUUCAACAACGACAAUGUCUACAUGUUGAAAAUUACCAACGCUACAGUAUCAGACAGUGGAGAGUACACAGUCACUGCGGUUAACUACGAGGGUGAGGACGAGGAGUCCAUGGAUAUCAUUGUGAUUCUCACCUGGUCUAAGUGGACCCCCUGGGGACAGUGCUCGGAAGAGUGUGAUGGAGGUACCAGGACCCGCUCCAGGGUCUGUGAGAACAGCGACACCUCCUUGUGUCCUGGAAAUGAUCAAGAAAUCCAGAACUGUAACAAUUUCGACUGCGAGAGAAGUACCCCAGUCAUUAUUGUCCCUGUGGAUGACGUAGUGGGAGAAGUGGGAGGGUGUGUUACCUUCACAUGUCACAUUGGCAGCGUGCCAAACCCUGAUGUGACCUGGUGGCGAGGAGACGGACAACUCAGCCCUAUCAGGAACACCAACACGAAUAUAACGUUAGAAGAUGGUUACUCUACACUAGAGUUGUGUGACCUCUCUAUAGAUGACGCUGAGUGUUACAACUGUCUUGGAGUCAACUCUGAGGGUGUUAACAUGACAACAGGAAUGCUGAAGGUGGUAGCCCCACCCCAGAUCACCACACCACCCCAGGAUCAGAGCGUUACAGAGGGCAUGUUUGUAGAGCUAGUCUGCGAAACCACCGGCCUUCCUCAACCCGAGGUACGGUGGUUGCUGAACGGUAAGACAUUCUCCAGUCGGUACGUAUUACAAGCAGACGACCUGUUGAGAUUCACAAACAUUUCCGUAUCACAACAGGGAACCUACACUUGUGAAGCACAGAACAGUGCCGGUACUACCUUCUCUCGGGCUUCCGUUGAAGUCACUGCUGUUGAUGGUAACUGGGGAGACUGGUCGGGCUACUCUACCUGCAGCGAGGACUGUGGGUACGGAGACCAGACUCGGAAGAGACUGUGUAAUAACCCCCGACCUUCCCAGUCUGGGGAGAAGUGCCCUGGAGAGGGUGAGGAGAGCAGGGACUGUAUCGUAGAGGAGUGUCCUGCCGAGGUGGCAUGGUCAGACUGGUCGGAAUGGUCAGAUUGUGACCCAUCUUGUGGUCUGGGUAACCACACCAGAGUAAGGACCUGCCUGAAUGGAGACACGUGUGAAGGAGAAGAGUUUAUCACUGCUACUUGCUACACAGCCGCCUGCCCUGUGAACGGAGGUUACUCGAUCUGGUCACCAUGGUCUACCUGCUCUGAAGAAUGCGGAGGAGGUAACCAGACCCGGACCAGGACCUGUACUGACCCCCGCCCUGCUCACGGUGGUAAAGCUUGUGUACAGGAGCGUGGAUACGAGAUCAAACAGUGCAACUCUCACAGCUGCCCUGUUAAACCGCGGAUAGUACGAGUACCUGAAGACACGACAGCUAACAGAGGAGAGGAAGUAACCUUCCUCUGCUCUGCUGAGGGAGUACCCACUCCUAUGAUUACAUGGUUUGAAGAUGAUAUCCACAUCAGUGCUAUUACUACCACCAGCGGACAACGAAUCACUAGUUACCUAGUAAUCCAAGAAGCAGAAACGGACAGAACGUUCAACUGUUUAGCCCAGAACGAAGCCGGCGCGGCCCUGGUGUCAGUAGAUCUAGCUGUCACCAAGCAGCUGCCUGUCUUCUCCCAGUUCCCAGAGGACAUGGACCUGGAGGAGGAUCAGGAUCUUUAUCUGAACUGUGAGGCUGAUGAGGAGUCCGAGAUCGUGUGGAUGUUCAACAACAAACCGUUGACAGAAUACUUCAGCGAGGCUCUGGCACUUUCCAACGGAACUCUGCUAAUACAAGAUGCCACCAGGUUCCAUACCGGACGGUACGAUUGUAUCGCUACUAACGAUGUCGGAACAUCAGACAAAUCAGCUUAUAUAACUGUCAACCCGAUACACGGAGAGUACUCAGCGUGGGAAGAUUGGUCUAACUGUUCAGUUAGCUGUGGAGACGGAGAACAGACCAGGACCCGAACCUGUAAUAACCCUGUUCCUUCUACUAACGGUCUCCAGUGUAACGGGCCGGAUAAGGAGAAGAGAGCUUGUGCUGUGGAGGAUUGUGAAGAUGUGGUUCAAUACGGAGAAUGGUCCGAAUGCUCUGAAACCUGCGGUGGAGGUAUCCGCUCCAGGAUAGUAGACUGUGCUGCAGCGGAUUGUCCCCGAGUUGGCAGUGAAGAGUGUAACACUAACCCAUGUCCGGUUAACGGCAACUACACGGACUGGACUGCGUGGAGCAAGUGCUCUGUAGACUGUGGAGGAGGCGUAACUACCAGGUCCCGAGUGUGUAAGAACCCUCGACCUUCUCACGGUGGUUUACCCUGUCCAGGUCCUAAUAAAGACAGUGAGGUUACCUCAUGUAACCUAGACUCUUGUCCACGAAACACCCAGUUGAUAGGACCACCCCAAUCCCUCACAGUCCCAGUAGGGUCUGAUGUUACCUUCGUGGCCACCUACCUCGGUAUACCUACCCCGGUUGUGGCCUGGCUUGUAGAUGGUCAGCCUAUUGUCAACAGUGAUAGAAUAUUUGUUGAAACUGUUGAAAAUGACGGCCUGUACACGAGCACACUGACAGUACGAUCAGUAGACCCCUCAGACGAGAAGAUCUACAGCAUCAUCCUGACUUCCUCCAACAAGAAACCCAUCCUAGCCACCGCCACCCUGACCACCACGCAAGCUCCGGAGAUAGUGAGCGAUGUGACCAGCGUGGCUGUGGAGGAGGGAGAGGAUAUCGUACUGAACUGUGAGGUUGAAUCACGACCUGUAUCCAUGGUGUCGUGGACCCCUCUGACAGGCUCCUCUAAACUCCUCUCCAACCACACCCUCCUGAUCCAGGACUCCAAGAUAACUGAUGCUGGCAUGUACACGUGCACUGCUAUGAACAGUGUUGGAAGUGACAGUAAGAUUAUUGUGGUUUCUGUGAGAGCUAUAAAUGGAGGGUUAACAGAUUGGUCAGCUUGGUCAGACUGCACAGUGUCAUGUGGAAGUGGAACUAAAACCCGGACACGAACUUGUACCAGUCCGGAACCAUCACACUCCGGACGGACAUGUUCUGGAGAUUUGGAAGAUACCAGAUCAUGCGCGAAUAAACCUUGUGCUGUUGAUGGUGGAUACUCAGCAUGGGACGAAUGGACCCCUUGCUCUGAAACCUGUGGACUCGGUAAACGUACCAGGAAUAAGACCUGCACUAACCCUGCCCCCGCGCACGGAGGAAAGGAUUGUACCAGUGGUGAGACAGUCAAUCACGAGGAGAUAUGCUUUGAGGCUAACUGUCCAGUUGAUGGAGGUUGGACUCAGUGGACCUUGUGGACAACAUGCUCAGUGACCUGCGGAGGUGGAUCUCAGACCCGGUCCCGGAGCUGCACUAGGCCUCUUCCCAUGUUUGAUGGAGAGGAUUGUGGGCCCGAAGACCCUGAAACCGAAUCAAGAGCGUGUAACGAAGAAGAAUGUCCAGAACACCCGAUAGUGUUCACCAUGGCAGAUCAAGAAGCGGAGGUUGGAGACAGGGUCCAGUUUGUGUGUAGGAUCCACGCUCAACCCAAACCUAGUGUAAUCUGGAUGAGAAACAGCGAGGAGGUUGUCAGCGGUAACAAAUCAGUUAUCACCACCAAAACAAUGGACGAGACUACCACUGUCAGUAAGCUAGUUAUAGAGAGUGUGGAGUCAGAGGACGAGGGUAUGUACGUGUGUCUGGCUACUAACGUGGCUGGUAGCAACAUCGAGAACGCUGCUCUCACUGUCAAUGAUCCCAACAAGGACAUCCCGGUCACCUCUGUGUCUAUCCUAGAGGGGGACAGUGUUACACUGGCCUGUGUAGCAGCUGGUCCUGUCACCUGGAACCUGGACCAAGUUCCUCUUAGUCCUGGAUCUAGAUUUGUGUUUGUUGAAAACAACCUGGUGAUAUCUGACAGCACGAUCUAUAUCAGCGGAACAUAUACUUGUAAAGAGGAUACUAUCAACAGAAAGCGAUACGACGUCAAAAUAACCGCUGUAAACGGAGGACUGAGCGACUGGGACACCUGGUCACCCUGUGUUGGAGUAGGUUGUGGAGUCGGACAGAAGACCCGAACUAGACAGUGCAACAGUCCCACACCCUCCAGCAAUGGAGUUGAUUGUGUCGGAGAUCUGACGGACAAGGACGAGUGUGAUAUCCCUUGUAGAAGUGAGUGGUCUGACUGGACACAAUGGAACGGGUGUUCAGCUGACUGCGGAGGAGGUUACCAGUCCAGGAACAGGGUGUGUAUCACACAGGGUAACAACGGUACUUGUACCGCUCCUGGAAGUGGUACUGAAGUGAGGAACUGUAACACUAAGCCAUGUUCCGUUAACGGACAGUGGUCGGACUACUCCGCCUGGUCGGACUGUUCAGUGACGUGUGGUGACGGAGUCAGGACCCGGACUAAGACUUGUGAUAACCCGGCCCCUGCAGCUGGUGGUAACUACUGUGAGGGUCAGGGUUCGGAGACCAAGACUUGCUCUGGUCCGGUGUGUCCUACCCACGGUAACUGGGGAGAAUGGUCGGGCUGGUCUAGUUGCUCUGUAGACUGUGGCAAGGGAGUCAAGUCAAGGGAACGUGUUUGUGAUAACCCUGAGGCUAGUGAUGGUGGAGAUCCUUGUGCUGGAUCCGCCAUGGAGUUUGAUGAGUGUAUUAAACCUGAUUGCGAUGAGGAAGGGAAGUUCACAGAAUGGUCUGAUUGGACGGAAUGUCACUCCGAGUGCGGGGCAGGAACUCAGUCCCGUGCAAGGGAGUGUGUUGCGAAGAAGAAACGUACACAGGACUCGGCUGUUACUUGUGCUGGCCAACUUUCUCAAUUCAGGGUAUGUGAUAACGAAUGUGUGGAGAUAACAUCUGCUCCCGAGAGCAUCUUCCUCAACAAGGGAGAGACUGCUAUCCUGGAGUGCGAGGUGUCUGAUGGUGAGGUUAUUUGGUAUAAGGGUGGAGAGGAGUUGUUUGAGGAAGAAAAUGUCAGGAUCUACAAUAGAAAGAAGACCUCCAGACUGCAGAUCUCAGAUGUUAUAAGCUCCGAUGAUGCUACAUACACCUGCUCUGUUACUGUCGGUAAUAACACUGACCGAGCAACUGCCUCCAUUACCGUUUUGGAGCUGCCGGAGAUCACGUUCAUGUCAGAAGAACAGAGGGUGAGAGAAGGUGACAGCGUGACUAUCGAGUGUGUGGCACGGGGAAUACCAGCCCCCGGUGUCAGUAUCACCCGGUACGAGGAACUCCAGGUCACCUCCGCUCCCAGGACAUCUGCGGACGAUAGAACCUACGAGGUCAAGGAAACGCUGAAGAUCGUGUACGUGACUCCUGGUGAUGAAGGAGAGUACGUGUGUACGGCAGUUAAUGAGAGGGGCGUGGAGGAAAAGAGCUCUGCUAUCAUUAUCGUUGUUGACGGUACUUGGAGCGCGUGGAGCGACUACUCGGACUGUAACGUGGAUUGUGGAACUGGCACCAAGUCCAGGACAAGGACCUGCUCUAACCCUGCUCCUAGGAACGGCGGAGACAGCUGUCCUGGAGAUGAUAUGGAGACUGUUCAGUGUUCUCUUUAUCCUUGUGACUAUGGACCAGUGUUCGUAGUGAAACCAGUGAACUUGAGGGUAACAGCUGGAGAGAGGAUUGAGAUACCUGUUGUUGUGGACGCUCAACCAGCCGCUGAGAUAACCUGGCUAACCCCUGGUGGUCCCGCUGCUAUGCUGGAGGGCUUCCAGGUGAUACCAGAAAACACGACCCUGGUGAUAGAAGAGGUGGAUCUGAGAGACAGCGGUGUGUACAAGGUCCUGGCUAGUAACGACGAGGGAGUCGCUGAGUACGCCUUCACCAUCAUCGUCGAGGGUAAAAAACCAAUCUUCGUGUCAACUCUCCAGAACGUUACUGUAACGACCGGUACAGCACUACAAAUGACAGUUACUGCUACUGGCAACCCGCUACCUAGAAUAGAGUUCUUCAGAACUAUUGACGGGGCUCCAGUGAAGUUGUCAGCUCAGACGAUGACGAUGACACGUCGCAGUGAUCUGAUAGGAUCUCGGUACAGUAUCAGUGUGCUCUCUCUCGCUGACGAGGGAGAGUAUUAUGCUACUGCUGUUAACGAGUACGGUACUGCCGUUACCAAGGGAUAUGUUAAAGUUGUGCAAGAUGUAGUACCAGCUCAAGUGAGUAUUCUGGUACCCACACCUCUGAAAGUAAUAUACGGUGACGAGGUUAAGAUCCCAAUAGAAGUGUCCGGUAUUCCCACCCCUACAAUCAGCUGGGACACUCCCGGUGGAGAGAUUGAGGAAGAAGAUGACGGAAGUCUAGUGAUACCUGUUGUAACUCCAGAACAUGAAGGAGUGUACACCAUCACCGCUAACAACACUUCUGAUGGGGAACCUGAAACUGAGACCCUCCGACUUGUCAUUGUUGGACGUAGACCAGAGUUUGUGGAUGUACCUGAGGAUCAGGAAAUACUCAGAAAUGAGGAUCUGACUCUGAGUAUAAAGGUGGUUGGUUUACCGCUACCCUCUCUGGCUCUAACGGGUCCGAACGGAGAGAACAUACCCUUAAGUCUUGAACUUGAUGAGGAAAAUGAUGCUGUUAUAGGCCAAGCCGAGAUAGAUACCUCACUUCUCAGCAACAGCGGGGUCUACAAGAUCACAGCUGAAAACAAGCACGGUAGUGCUGAAGAGGAGAUCGAGCUGACAAUCCUCUCAGAUACCUCUGCUCCAAAGUUCAACUCCAGCGUGUACUCCCUCCAGCUCUUCCACGGACAGAGUGGCAGUAUACAGCUCGGUGUGAACGGAAAACCGAGCCCGAUAAUAACUCUCCAACCUGAUAAGGAUAAUGUGGAGAUUGAUGGAGACGUGGUGUCCUUCAGAAGGGUUACUCCCGAAUCAGGUGGAGUGUACACGGUUACAGCCAAUAACGAGGAAGGAGAAGAUGUGGCUGUUAUUGUAUUGGAUAUCGUAGGACAGUCACCUCAGUUUGUUGGCUCCUUCAACAACCUGACUCUACCUCACCUUACUCCUCAUCUCAUCAGAGCAUCUGCGUUUGGACUGCCGGCUCCGGAGAUGACUAUAUCAAAAGUAACAGAAGAUAGUGAGAUUGUUUUCAAACCCAAAGUAGUGACUACUGGCACGACAUCCACAGCCAGCUUUACUAUUGACAACCCUGAGGUAUCAGAUAGUGGGUGGUACAAGGUGACAGCUUCUAACGAGUACGGAGUCAACACCACCUCCGCCUAUCUGGAGUUCACCACUGUAUCAGAAGAACCUGAGUUCGUGGUGGGUCUCGGAGAUGCUAGAGUUAAGCAGGGCGAACCCCAUGAGGUCUCCUUUGUUAUAUCAGGAGUCCCUGAUCCCAAAGUGACCCUCACCAAGGACGGUGAACCAAUAUCCUUCUACACUGAGCCUACGGAAGAUGGUCUGAAGUACAUCCACCAGAUACCCAGCGUGCAACCUGAUGACGCUGGAACAUACCGCGCUGUAGCGACUAACGAGGUCGGAACCGCUUACUCUACCGCAGAACUGGACGUGAAGUUGAGAAAGCGCGCGCCGCAGUUUACGGAAGUGCCGCGUGACGUAACCUUGACAGCUGGUGACGAUCAUACCAUUGUUGCUGAGGUAACGGGAAUACCGAAACCGAACGUGUAUGUUGUUGAUGAAGAUGGAAAUGUGGUCGGACGCGGAAAGGGUAAGAUCGUGGAAGUAGACGAGGAAACUGUUCGCUUCUCUCUCGACGUCGACGAUCUUCAGCCCGAAGACUCUGGUCGCUACACGAUUGUUGCAAACAACGGAGUGGGAAGACCUGCUAAACACGAGUUUGAUCUCGAAGUAGAACUACCAGAAAGUGCUCCAGAGAUCACCCAAAUACCACGUGACGCCACUUUAACACAAGGAGAUGACCACCUGAUCGAGGCUGAAAUAAAGGGGGUACCCAAGCCGAACGUUUAUGUCACUGAUAAGGAUGGUGUAUUUGUUGGAGAAGGCCAGAUUGAAGAGGUAGAUGAGGAAACGGUCCGAUUCUCUCUCGACAUCCCCGAUCUUCAGCCAGAAGACUCAGGUCGCUACACGAUAACAGCAAAUAACGGAGUAGGAAGGCCCGCUACUCAUGAGAUUUACCUCGAAGUAGAACCAUUAGAACUUGCCCCACAGUUCACGAACGUGCCACGUGACCUCACUCUAGAAGAAGGUGAUAAUCACGUGAUUGAGGCGGAAAUAAAAGGAGUACCAAGACCAAAUCUGGUUGUGACCGAUGGAAAUGGAGAUAUAGUUGAGGGAGUUAGUCAGAUUGUGAAAGUAGAUGGCGAAACAAUCCGCUACUCGCUCGAGAUCCCCGAUAUUCAGGUGGAAGAAGCUGGUCUGUACACUAUAACAGCUGAUAACGGUGUGGGUAAUCCUGCAUCUCACAAAUUUGAUAUCGGUGUUGAGGAACCUUCAGAAGAACCUCCUUCCGUUCAACCUGCUCAACUUGGAAAAGCUCUAAAUAUAAUCACACCCCUACCUGCUGAGAUCUACAUAACUAAAGGUGAUGACGUAGAUCUGUCAGUAAAGAUAGAAGGAACUAUAGAAUCAGAGGACGAGCUAAGUGUCACCCUGUAUAACUCUCUCCGAGGAUUAGACACUGAUCUUAGCAAGCACCUCAAAUGGGAGCUAUCACCCGUCCCCAACAUGCCUGAUCAGUAUGAGUUGGAGGCUACCCUACCCUAUCCCUACUCUCUCAAUGCUGGAAACCUGCGUCUUACUAUUGCAAAUGAACACGGUGCUGAUGAUACCGAGACUGUUCUGAAUAUUGAGGAGAUGGGAAGUGAUCCACCUUUCUUCGACCCAGCUCCUUCAGAUAUCAAGUCGUAUCCUAACAACAACAUCAUGCUGGAGACCAGAGUUAGAGGUUCUAGACCUGUUAAGAUCGACUGGUUCGUCACAGAACCCGGUUCUGGAACCCCUCAACCAAUUAUUGAGGGAGACGGUGACAAGUAUGAGAUCCACAUUAACGGUAGUUUGACUAUCAAGGAUGUGGGAAAGGAAGAUGAGGGUACCUACUUGGUACAGGUCUCCAACUCAGCUGGAUCAGCUACUGAAGAAGCUGAGAUCGAGGUCACCCAAACAGCAGGAUUCAGUGACUGGACGGACUGGACACCAUGUUCUGCUGACUGCGAAGGAACUCGGACAAGAAGCAGGUUCUGUAACAACCCACCCCCAGCUCCAGGUUAUCCAUCCUGUGCAAGGAACAUGGAGUCUGAAUCUGAGGAGUGCGGAGCUGAGCAAUGUCCUGGCUUCUCUGAGUGGUCCGAGUGGGACGAGUGCAGCAAAGAGUGUGGCUAUGGAACCAGGACUAGGAACAGGAACUGUGAUAGUCCUCCUCCGGAGACUGGAGGUCCUCAAUGUGAGGGUCUCAGUGUCGAGAAUAAGAUCUGCUACCUCAAGAAAUGUCCUCAAAGAAUUGAUGGCAACUGGAGUGUAUGGAGUGGCUGGAGCGACUGUUCAGUGCCGUGUGGUACUGGAACCAAACGUAAGUCCCGAACCUGCACCAACCCUGUCCCCUCUAACGGUGGAGGCACGUGUGAAGGUCCCGGACACGAGGAGAUAUCUUGUGUCCUGAAGGCGGUCUGCAAAAGGAAAACAGUACUGGAGAACUGGAACUCUUGGAGCGAGUGUUCUGCGGAGUGCGGAGGAGGCACUAAGAGGAGGACCAGAGGAUCUUGUGUGGGGCAGCAGUGCUCCGAGGACGAGGUACAGAUUAGGGACUGUAAUACUAUGGACUGUGCCAGGAAGAAGAAGAAACGACUUAGAUCUGCAUCUUUAACGAUUUCCGAGCCAAUCAUAUCGGAUGUACCUAUUGAUCUGGACAUACACGGAGUAAAUUUGUGUCUGUCUGCUAAAAUGGUACUGAAGAAAUUAUACACUUUGGUUGACACGGACUCUGCACAGAUUUACGGAACUCUAAGAAAAGACGGAACUUACUCUUCCCUAACCAUCUACUCUGGAUUGAAUUCAGUAACUCUUAAGAACAAACUGAACCAUCCUCUACCGUCGUCCGUGGGAAGUGUUACGAUAAAACAGAAGAACAGCCGAGUUGUUCUGAUAGGAGACAUGUUCAAACUCAAUGUUGUUCAGAGUGAUGGCGAGGGCUUCAGAGUGGAGAUAGUUCGUAUAGACGACGAAGUAACUGGAUUUCUGGGUGUGCUGAAAGCAAUCAACGAUUCCUCACAAAUUGUUGAUAAAUCCGGAAAAAAGAAAAUCUUGCGAUUUAAAAAUGUCAAUUAUUUGUUGACAAGAUCAAAAACGAAAUCGUGUUACGAGCUCAUCAACGAUAAGUACUCCGCAAGAAUAUUAGGAUCCACUGAUAAGUUCUUGGAAAACGACUAUUAAAUUUUAACCGAUUGAAAAAUUUAAAAUCGAGAUUCAAGAAUUCAUAUAAAUAUUUCUUUUCAGUGCUUGUUGCAGCUGGAAGUUGACUUUAAAUCAACUAUUCAGUUGAGAUCGGGCUUUGGUUCAACUUGUUUUGAGAUUUCGUACUCGUGCACCUACGUUAUUCUGCCGUGGUCAGAGAUUUCUUGAAACUCUCAAACAAGUUGGACAUAUUUUGAACUAGAUGGGAUUUAUUAUUUUAGUAAUUUUAUAAGUUUAAUUAUAAAAUUGUAAAUAAUACUUUAACCCUUUCUUAUUUAUCUGUGUUUAUAUUUUUACAACGAAUGUAUUUAAGACUUGUAAGAUUAUUUGUCAAACCGAGAAUGUUUUAUAAAAAUUUAUGAUAAACUUUUUCUGUUUAUUGAGUUAUUGAGCAACUCAGUUUUUCAACAUUUACAUCCUGAAUUUGCUGAUAUGUUAUUGAUAUUGAUAAUGGUUGGAAUGACAUUAGCUUGUGGUAUUAGAAACUGGGAACAAACUUAGUCGAAUUGUGAUAAGUUUUGUGCCGGGAUGUGUAGAUUAGAACUUUAGUUUUAUCACAACGGAUUUUGUUUUGGGAUGGGAUGGGAUGAACGUUUGUUGAAUUUUAAAAUUGUGCGGUUUUAACUUCAUACGCUUUCUUAAUAAUUA